Argentina anserina (silverweed cinquefoil) is the source of this 1450-nucleotide messenger RNA. RefSeq names its product protein DOWNY MILDEW RESISTANCE 6. The transcript has 4 exons. The coding region runs from base 89 to 1102 and encodes 337 amino acids. The record is from RefSeq and is a predicted model, not a curated record. NCBI's taxonomy places the organism in Eukaryota, Viridiplantae, Streptophyta, Magnoliopsida, Rosales, Rosaceae.
UUGCCAAUUAACACUUCAACAUUUUCGUUUGCCGUUUCAAUCUCUAUCACACCCCAAAUCCCUUUUUCUACCCCAAAACGUAUAAGAGAUGGAUACAAAAGUCUUGUCCUCCGGAAUCCGAUACACCAAUCUUCCGGAAAGUUAUGUCAGGCCGGAAUCGGAAAGGCCCCGCUUGUCUGAAGUCUCAAUCUGCGAAAACAUUCCGGUUAUUGAUUUGGAUUUUCCGGACAGAGCUCAAACGGUUCAGCAAAUUAGCGAUGCGUGCAAGUACUAUGGCUUUUUCCAGGUGAUCAAUCAUGGAGUUUCUAUGGAAGCCGUGGAAAAAAUGUUACGGGUUGCCAACGAAUUUUUCGAGCUCUCUGUAGAGGAGAAGAUGAAGCUGUACUCAGAUGACCCGUCGAAAACGAUGAGACUUUCGACUAGUUUUAAUGUAAAAAAGGAGACCGUUCAUAAUUGGAGAGACUAUCUCCGGCUCCACUGUCAUCCUCUUGAUAAGUACGUGCCUGAGUGGCCCUCCAAUCCUCCUACCUUCAAGGACAUUGUGAGCAACUACUGCAAAGAAGUUCGAGAACUUGGGCACAGAAUAGAAGAGUUAAUAUCAGAAAGUUUGGGCCUAGAGAAGAAUUACAUAAAGAACACAUUGGGUGAGCAAGGACAGCAUAUGGCUGUGAACUUUUACCCACCAUGUCCAGAACCAGAGCUCACUUAUGGCUUGCCGGGACACACUGAUCCCAAUGCGCUAACCAUUCUCCUCCAAGACCUCGGCGUUUGCGGGUUACAAGUGCUCAAAGACGGCAAAUGGGUUGCCGUCAAUCCUCACCCGAACGCCUUUGUUAUUAACAUCGGCGACCAGUUACAGGCUCUAAGUAAUGGGAUUUAUAAGAGCGUGUGGCACCGUGCCGUUACGAACAGUGAGAGGGCAAGGCUUUCUGUAGCUUCCUUCCUGUGUCCACAGGAUGAUGCGCUGAUUAGCCCGGCAAAGACUCUCACGGAGGAUGGAACUCCAGCCAUUUAUCGGGGCUACACUUACACCGAGUAUUACAAAAAAUUUUGGACUAGGAACCUGGACCAAGAGCAUUGUUUGGAACUCUUCAAGAACUAGACAACUAGUAGCGAAUCUGAAACAGGGAUCGGCAUGGCAUGGAGGUGUUUAGUGUGAUUUGGUAGAAUUAUGGAUCAACCGAUCAAUGAUGGCACUGCUUCAUGUUUUUUUCUUGUAGAGUGCCGUGUUUAGCCACAAGGCUUACCCUACUGUCUACAAGUACCCUAGUCCCUUGUGUUGUGUCUAUAAGUUCAAUAAUUUCCUGCAUCUGUUUUUCUUGGUCGAACUCGAAAUUACCUCCAUUGCUGUUCCAUCCGGUGGGGUUAAACUGUUUUUGUAUGCAACUAGAAGAAUGGAAUAAACCCUCUGAUCUUUAAGGUUCUGAAUAAAAAUGUGGAUGUUUGGUGA